Molecule: messenger RNA, 1710 nt
Organism: Tremella mesenterica DSM 1558
Lineage: Eukaryota; Fungi; Basidiomycota; Tremellomycetes; Tremellales; Tremellaceae
Exons: 8
Coding region: 1-1710 (569 amino acids)
Biological process (GO): protein N-linked glycosylation
Cellular component (GO): mannan polymerase complex
Molecular function (GO): alpha-1,6-mannosyltransferase activity
Source: RefSeq, a predicted model, not a curated record
AUGAAGUGGACCAAGCUACUUCCAACUGCAAGUAGACGUUUCUUUUGGGUCUCUGUCUCUCUCUCCUUAGUAUCCCUUCCCCCCUUAUGGCUCUAUCUUUACGAUGGCAACACCACUUACCUUUCAUACUACCUAUCAUCUCCCUUUCGAAUAUUCUCCUCGACAUCCUCCUCUACAUAUACGGUCCCAACUCAUAUACAAGAACACGCAUUGACAUUCGAAUCUCUGAAAUUGGCUCAUCUCAAAUCUUCUGCGUAUUCUCCAACUUGGUACCCUGUUCAUUUAGGCUAUGCGGCUCCUCUAGAAACUCUCAACCCUCAGAUCGAAGGAUACGUUGAUAGAUUACGACAAUUAGUGGAUAAAUGGUUUGAUGGAAUUCCUUCUCGUCUUUAUCUCCAUGACUCUCUAAAUCGUCUAGCUUUACAUCUACCUCCUCGAGAUCAUGAAGAGAAACUAUUGAAGAGAGUGGUUAGUACUGAUAAGAAUGGGUUGGAAGGUACACCACAGGUAUUUAGAGGAUGGGAGGAAUUAGGUUGGGAUGUUUUCGUUGCUGAUGAUAAUGGAAUGGAAGAUAUGUUUGAUUGGUUGAUACAGGGAAAUGGACGAGGUAGUAAGAAGUUUUGGAAUGUGUGGGAUAGUCUACCGAAAAAGAUUAUGAAGUCAGAUGUUUUAAGAUAUCUAGUACUCCUUCAAGAAGGUGGAAUCUAUACCGACGCAGAUACAGCCCCACGAGCUCAUCCCUAUCACUGGGGACACGGCGCAGAGAACCGACUUCCCCCACAAAUCGCUUCUUACCUCUCUUUCACCAAUCUAUCCUUUCCUCUACACGGUCAAAGUAUUUCCGACCCAGGAGUAUCUGUCGUCAUUGGUGGAGAGUACAAUGCUUGGGUGGAAAAUAAAAUGGGAGACUGGCGGGGAGGAGAGCAUGAUAUCAUACGAAGUUUUCAAUUGUGUCAAUGGACCAUGAUGGCAAAACCAUUCCACCCAAUUUUCAUAGAUGUGGUGGUCUCCAUCAUGGAGAUGAUCGAGCAAGCAAAAGAGGAGGGUAAAUUGGAUGGAUCAAAAAUCUCGGAAAUCACCGGUCCAGGUCCCUUUACCGAUGCCGUAUUCCGGUACCUUCUGUCAGCCUACGGAAUCACCCCUCCGAAUUUAUACGAACCUCAGACUCCUUCGUUAAUAGGAGAUAUCAUCAUUCUUCCCGCGUACGCCUUAGGUUUCCCUCCGGAACAAUAUGACGCCAAUCAAUUCGAUGCAAAAGAAACUUGGAAUAGACCAGUGAUGCAUUCUUACAGGGGUGUGUGGAAGUUUGGCGGAUAUACAAACAAAUAUAUUGAAAUGCCAAGACAUUCCCACCGUUCCCACCGUUCCAACACUUCGAAUUCCUCACCUUCUUCAUCCACCAAUCCCUCUGUCAGAGGAUCAGAUUUCAUUCGUCCUUCUUUAUCUCAAGCUCCAAGUAUUCAACGAGCAGAAGCACAAGACGAAGCCACAAAAUCAGCUCUUCUUCGACUCGUUCCUUAUCCUGACAGUGUCACAGUUCAUACAGAUAGAUAUAACUCUUUCUUCAUUUCAAACCUCCCCGUUUCCGUGUUAUCCAAAUUAAGACAACAAACCACUUUCCCAUGUCAACUUGAAGAUCUUUCUGGACAAGGUACAAAUGCAAAGAAAAAUCCUUGGACACAUUGGAGUUACCCCCUCCAACUGACUUAG